CCAUGUUCACCAUUGUGCUCCAAGUUCAGCGAUUCUCAUCGGAACCUAUAUAAAGCCAGAGCUGUGACUUUCUCUUGCCUCUCAUCAUGUCCUCUACGCUUGAGUCCUUGCCGCCCGAACUACUGCUCAAAAUCACUAGCUAUGUGUCCCUGCAGUCGCUGCGCAGUCUCCGACUCUCGUCGCGCCACCUGAAUGAUGUCUUCUCGAACAACGAGUGGACAGUGUAUCACAAUGCCGCUCUAUACCAUGCAUACGCCCGUCCUGAAUGCAUGGACUUAUCUGAUGCAAAGGCUUCCAAUAUGCGCUAUCCCAUAAAGGACCCAGCCUGCGACGGAUGGAAAGACUACUGCCGACGAUGUUUCCUUCUCGAUAGAACCUGGGCAGGUGUAGGCCAUUCAGAACCUGAGACGAAGGCAUAUCGUGAAGAUAGCCAGAAUAUCCACCGGAUCAAGGUUGACGAAGAGCUCGGGCUGCUCUUCACGUCUAGUCGACCUGGUGCAAAAGCUGCUAUCUGCGUCACGGACCUGAAGACUGGGGCCCUUCUGUGGAAAACGCCCUCGGACUACGUCCGUGCCUGGGCGCACGUCGAGUACGGGCGUGGGUUCCUCGUCUUCGAUCGAAUAUCGGGGCAGAAGGAGAUAUGGCGCCUUGCGGACGAUAUAGACAACUCUAGCGUUUCCGCCUCGCCUCCAGAUACGUCACAAAUGGAGGCCUUCAGUGUAACUUCGCGGCACCAUGGCCGCAGCGGCCGUGGCCGUCUUCGCCCCUGGGCGCUGCUCACGAUGCCUGAGAUGACUCGAGCCUGUCGCUUCGUCUAUCCAACUUUCCUCGCCGCCUCGCAGAACACCGCGUAUCUAUGGGAUCUCCCGUCCGCGAGGCUUGUGCAGACAUUGCACGGCUUCCAGGCAAUGCACAAUGACAUUGAACCUCUUGGCGACGUCCGCUACGUCGACGUGGAUGCACGGCACGUCGUCCUCUGCGGCCAGAACGGAAUCCGCGUUAUCAGCCGCGAGGACAGCAGCGUCGUUCUUCGCCUGUCUAAUACUGGAUCCUCGACCAUGCUGAUGAGUCCAGAAUUGACUCAGGGAUCCGAUCGUAUCCCUCUGGUGUCGCCACUGAAGACAGAACACAUGCGCUCGAGAGACGGACAUCCCUGGGGACGAUUCCGCGCAGCACACCUCUCCGAGACCGGCCGCGAUCUCGCAUGUUUGCUGGCGGAUGGGCGUCUCGUGCUAAUCCGCGACUUCGAGCGCGCCGUCAGCGGGAACGUUCCCAUUGCGGACGCCGCGCUUGAGGUUGACCUCACGCAUGUGCGCCGUUCAAACCAGAACUUGACCUACAGCCUCGUAGCGAGGAGGAAUACACGCGCUGGGUACUACCUCGCUUUCGAGCAAGGUCGCGUGGUUGUCGCGACGUCGAGCGGGUUGUAUGUGGUUACGCUCGAUGCGAGCCAGCGCGGGCUUUCCAUCCAUGGUGCCUCAGCUGAGGACAAAUCUACGGUUCUCCAACCACCACAAUCGGAAGACGGCAUCUCUGAGAACACAGAGAUAGCAGUGUCAUGGCUCCCCCGCAUCAGCGACGCCGAAGUGCUACAGCACAUCAGCUGCUUACAGCUCUCCGCGACGCGUCUCUACAUCACUUGGCAGGCAAAUCGGGUGGAUGUUAUUCCCAACAGGCACUGCAACGUCACCGCGCAGGUGUGGAAAGACGACCCCCCAUACUACGAGCCCGAUGUGAAAAAUGUCUGGACUGGGCGGCCGAUGGUCCAUCCGAGGGGGCCUCUGAGAGAUCCUGGGUUCGUUGUGUUGUGUGUUGAUUUCGGCGCUUCGGCGGGGGGCGAGGUGAGAUAUUAGGAGAUUACAUUGCAAAUGAGUGGUUAUUGAUUGCGAAACUGAUGAGUGGUGAUCUCGGGCGACGCUUGUAUGUAACUAUAGUCUGUGUUCUUGAUCUCUUGUGACUUGACAGGGACGCGCCACGUCAGCUGCAUUUGGAAAGUGUAGUGGUCAACGCGAACGCCUAUUAUGCAUAUAUGUCACCCCAGGAAGGCUGCACAGUCUGUCUUCGGCUCCUCCCGCAGCGAUGCGAAGCCAUCUUACAGUACAUGCGCCUGUGCCCUGCUCCCUGAGGACUCCUUUCUACAUCCCCGCUGGCUAACAUAUACAUAUCAUAAUUGCUGUCUCAUAUUCCCCUCGCAGGUUGAUGUAAUCCACAGGCUGCACCUGGUCUGCACAUCAC
This is a messenger RNA of Rhodofomes roseus, 2235 nucleotides long. RefSeq lists its product as uncharacterized. The record is from RefSeq and is a predicted model, not a curated record. Lineage: Eukaryota; Fungi; Basidiomycota; Agaricomycetes; Polyporales; Fomitopsidaceae. The transcript is spliced from 6 exons. Gene Ontology annotation, molecular function: protein binding. Bases 87 to 1853 code for a protein of 588 amino acids.